This is a messenger RNA of Hirundo rustica (Barn swallow), 2400 nucleotides long. Its product is annotated as low density lipoprotein receptor adapter protein 1-like. The coding region runs from base 1044 to 1994 and encodes 316 amino acids. The record is from RefSeq and is a predicted model, not a curated record. The transcript has 8 exons. NCBI's taxonomy places the organism in Eukaryota, Metazoa, Chordata, Aves, Passeriformes, Hirundinidae.
UCGGGCUGCCGCGCCUGAUCCUCUGCCGGUGUGCCAGGCCAGCCCGUGAUGUCUGCGGCCCGGCAGGAUCCGGGAUCGACCCGUGGACACAUCCCUGGAAGCGUUCAAGGCUAGGCUGGAGGGGGCUUGGAGGAACCUGGUCUAGUGGAAGGUGUCCCUGCCUGUGGGAGUGAAACUGGAUGAGCUUUAAGGUCCUUUCCCAUCCAAACCGCUCCACGAUUCCAUGACCCCCGCAGGCACCAUGUGGCACAGGAGGGCCAUGUCUCGCUGUUGUCAGUGAGCUGCUCAAGGCUCUGCUGGAGCAGCAGCACUUGCCCUGGCGGCGCUGGUGUACAUGGACCUCAGAGUUUGGAGUGACACAGGGUUCUGCUGCCCAGGGUGGAGGUUACUGGUGCUUGCAUGGCACCAGGCAGCCUCCCUGAUUAGCUGUCACUUGUGCAAGAGUAUGCUGUGCAAAUAAGGUCUCCUGAUUUCCCUGUGGGUUUAGAUUAUUCCAAUUAUGAGUUGGACCCUUCUGCAAGUGUGCCAGUAUUGCUCAGGGAGCAAAUCCCAGGGAAGAGGUGAAAAUAACCUCUUAGUAUUAGCUUAGUGUGAACAGUAUAUACCUUGGCAAUUCCCAUCUCUUUCUUAACCAAGCAUCUCUGUGGUGCAGUUGCUUCCCAGUCACCGGAGCUUGGAUCACAAGUGCUGACUAAGCUGCCCCUGCCCUGGCAGCCUGCUACUGCAGAUGAGAUUCCAAGGGGUUUGGCUUUGCUUACACUGGUCCAAUCUGGGGAUUUUGAUUUGAGGUGGCAGUGGAUGCUACUGCUCUUCAGGUGUACCAGCAGUUUGGGUGGCUUAAGUGAAUGCACUACAGAGAACGUUUUGUAAUGAAACAGAUGAGAUCCAGGAAUGCAAGGUUUUUGCAAAGAGCAAUGAGGACUGCAGCAUCCUCAGCCCUUUGAACAUAUGCAGGAACUGUCUGUCUGCUGACAGAGCCUGGACUUCCAGAGCUAGAUGACUAAAGCUUCAAGGGUGAACUGCCCACUUCUUCUUCUCCUCUUAUGAGAGUGUCACAGAGCCAGGAGAGUGUCCUGCUGGGGGCAGGGAGCAACACUGCUGCUGGAAGCCAUGGGUCGGUUGGCUCUGACAGGACUAGUUGUGUGGCUGCUGGCACACGGCUUCUAAAGGCUUCUGUCUUUGCAGAGCUUCCUGAGAGCUGGGCUGAUAUGCAGGAGCCACUGCUUGAGGGGAUGUGCUUUACCCUCAAGUAUCUGGGCAUGACGCUGGUAGAAAAACCUAAAGGAGAAGACAUGGCUGCUGCUGCCAUCCGCAGGAUCGUGGCCACGGCACAGGUUGGAGCUCGCAAGUUUCAGAAGGUGAUUCUGACAGUGUCUCCAAGGGGCAUCUCACUGCAGGAUGCAGACACUAAGGAGAUGGUGGAGAACAUCUCUAUCUACAGGAUCUCCUACUGCACAACAGACAAGCUUCAGAACAAAGUCUUCGCUUAUGUUGCCCAGAGCCAGGAGAGCGGGGCACUGGAGUGCCAUGCCUUCCUCUCACCCAAGAAGAAGAUUGCCCAGGCUGUGACUCUGACUGUCGCCCAGGCCUUUCAGAUGGCACUGGAUCUCUGGGAAGCAACACAUGCAGGCUCUAGGCAGGAUCAGCCCCUUCACCCUUCAUGUGUCUUGGAGAGCAGUGAGCCUGGCAGACCCCGUGAGCCAGCCCCCCCAGGGAACGCUCCCUUCAGACACCAGUUUGUGGAGGAGGAGGAGGAGGAGGAGGAAGAUGAUAAUGUCAGUGAAACCUUAUCUGGCAGCGUGGAGGAGCUGGGGAGGGGAGCCCACUGCUCGGCAGAAUUAAUACCUCGUGUGCCCCCAUUGAGCUCUCCUACAGCACAGCUACUGUGCUACCGCCUGGGCCCAUCCCCGGACAGCUGGACCAUGCUGGGACAGGUUGGAGACUCCCCUAGCACUGGCCCCAGGACUGCUGGCCCCAAAACUCCCCUGGGCUAAGCCAAAUCUCUUCAACAACGGACCAGCCACUCAGGAUUCACCCUGUGCCUGCACCUGGGCCAGCCAGUGCCUGCUGCCGCCCUCCUGGCACGGGGGCUGCUGGCACUGCUGCCAUGGAGUGCACAGGCUGCAACAGCUGCUCCUUGUCCUGUGCCACCUGCAUGAACCGCCUCGAGGUGCAGCUGCUCCCAGCUUGGGCUGUGGGACCCAUGCUCCUCGCUCUGCUCCCUCCCAGGCCAAGCAUGACCACCCUGCAUGCUCUGAGCCUGCCUGAUGCAGGCAGUGUACACUCUCAGGGAGCAACAGCUCUUGGCCUGGAGCAGUGUGUGAUGAAGGCCUUGCCCCUGCAGUUCAACCCCAUACCCUCUCACAAGUGAAAUGACCCUGGUUUUUAAGGGAAAGCUCU